This is a messenger RNA of Nerophis ophidion (straightnose pipefish), 3107 nucleotides long. RefSeq lists its product as uncharacterized. The transcript is spliced from 4 exons. Gene Ontology annotation, molecular function: protein dimerization activity. Bases 304 to 2967 code for a protein of 887 amino acids. Lineage: Eukaryota; Metazoa; Chordata; Actinopteri; Syngnathiformes; Syngnathidae. The record is from RefSeq and is a predicted model, not a curated record.
GCGGGAUGUGCCAGGAAGUGAAGAGGACGGGAAGAAGGCAAGAUGGCGCUUGGCGGGAGAAGACCUUAUUGUGUCGGUAACACUUCUGUCUUCUUAAUGGCUGCCUACAUGUAGACUUCUACCUUGUUUUACACACUAAACAUUGUUCUUCUUUCUUCGGCUCCGGAUACAUCAGUCGAACUUUCUCCUGCUAGUUAGCUUAGCACGCUAGUUAGCUUAGCUGCUAACAGACGAGCGGUGGUGAUCAAGACGUGACUAAGCAGAGAUCAAAGUGUGAGAGUAAAGUGUCGGGAUUGUGUCAACAUGUGCGAAAGAACCAUAGCAGAGUACAAAGAGGAACUUUGUCCAACAAAAGAGGAGAAGGAGCGACAACGUCAACUACUGGACGUUGUUUGCGACACACUUCAAGUUGUGUUGCACAGGACAGACGUCCAGCAACCCCACCUCUUUAAAGAGGAAGAAGAGGAAGUGUGGAUCUCUCAGGAGGACCCUGAUCUCCCCGAGCUUCCACAGACUGUGAAGACUGAAGACCAUGAAGACAAAGCACCCGAGUCCUCACACCUAAAUCACAGUCCAAAACAUCUUCUCCCUGAGCAGCAGGAGGGGAGCUUCAUGAUGGUGAAGGAGGAGCCACAGACCUCCCACUUUAAAGAGGAAGAGGAGGAGCACAGCAUCAGUCAGGUGGGAGAGCAUCUGGAAUGGUUGGAGGAGUUCUCAGUGGUUGUGAAGAGUGAAGACGGCGAGGUCAAAGCUGAAAGUGAGGAGUUGAGAGAGGCAGAGCCUCCGACAGAAGGUGAUGGAGACCCCUGUGGAGAACCACCUGCAGACAUGAUCUUAGCGCCACUAUCUGAUUUGAUUUCUGAAAUAAGGAACUUUUCAAAACUGGACCGUCAGUCAAAGCAAGACGUGAUAAAUGCUGGGAGACCGACGCCAGAGCUGCCCGAUCUGAUCCAAACGUGCGUGGUCCGAGGGCAGAAAAUAACGCGUUCCUUCCAAAAGGAUUGGUAUACUCGAAAGGACUGGCUUUGUGGCUGCCCCACCAAAAAGCGUCUCUAUUGCUAUCCCUGCCUUCUAUUCUCAAGGGGUGACCGCGUCUGGACCCACAAGGGAUACACCGACCUGAAAAACCUGCCACGAAGCCUGGAAAAGCACGAAAGCUCGUCGGCCCACAUUCAAGGCCAGAUUUCUUUCAAGACGUGUGGGAUGUCACGCGUCGACCUGGCUCUGAAAGAGCAGCGGAGACUGAAUAUCAGCAUCCACAACGCCAACGUCAAGGAAAAUCGGGAGAUACUGAAAGACCUGAUAAACGCCACUUGCUACCUGGGGAAACAGGAGCUCGCAUUUGGUGGAACAAGCUCCUCCGAUGGUGGCAAUUUCGUGCAACUGUUGCACUUGUAUGCGGAGAAAGAUGAGCGUUUAGCGAGGCAGCUAGAAACGUCCUCGGUGUUCACCGGCACGUCCGACGGGAUACAGGACGAUUUGGUCGAAGCAGUCGGCGACGUGAUCAGAAAUGACAUCAAAAGGGAGAUCAAAGCAGCCAGGUUUGUGGCGGUGGAGGUGGACCAGACCACGGACGCCACAAACCAAGCCCAGACAUCUCUCGUUUUACGUUACGUGACCGCGGAGGGAGGCGUGAAGGAGGCCUUUCUGGGAUUUGACCAUGUGGGCGGUGAAGGACGUGCCGCUGCCCUAGCCCAGCGCGUUUUGGGGGUUUUGGAGAAGUACGACUGUGUCGCCAAGCUGGUGGCUCAGACGUACGACGGCGCCUCGGUGACGGCGUCGGAGCUCGACGAGGUGCAGAAUCGGAUCAAAGACCGGAUCCCAGAGGCUAUGUUCACCCACUGUCACGCCCACCACUUGAACCUGGUGCUCUCGCAUUCCGCAAAGUGCAUCCCGGAAUGUAGGGUCUUUUUUAGAACGGUGGAGGGAAUGGCGUCGUUUUUCCGCAAGCCGACAAAACUCUUAACGGAUGAAGUCGUAAAGCGGGGUUUGCCCACCGGAUGGAGCGCAAAUUCCCGUCUGGUGCAGUCACUCGGCGUGUACCAGAGUGACCUGCGCCAGAUACUGCGCAUCAUCGGCGAAAACCCUGACAACUGGGAUAACGACACCCUAAUGAUGGCCGCUGGAUAUGAUGCGUGGUUGUCCAAAACGUCAACAUGCUUUUUGAUCAUGACUUACCAGGACAUUUUCAGUCACACCGACACCCUCUUUAGAACGCUGCAGAGGCAGACUAUGGACGUGGGACUUUGCCGCGCACAGAUACGUGACACCAUGGCGGCUAUUGAGUGCUCGGGACGGGAGUUCCACACCUUCUAUGAUAAGUUUGAGCAGAGAUGCGAGGCCCUGGCUCUGACCGAUGACGGGAGAAGCCAAAGCAGCCUUUCAGUCAAAGAUGAGAGGAAACGGACGUUUGACCAAAUCCUCCAAAAUGUCCACGAGCAAAUGAAAGCCAGGUUCGAUCACUUUGGGGACCUGGCUUUCCUCGGAUUGGUGGAUUGUGCUAGAUUCAAGGAAAUGUCACGGCACUUUGACGACGCCAAACUACAGAGCUUAUCGUCAAAGUACGGCUGCUUUUUUGACCUUGUCAGGCUGAAGUCCGACCUCGUCGGACUGUAUGGUUCACAGCAGGUGAGGAGGGAGUGCAAGUCUCCAGGCCAGCUUCUCAACUUUUUAGUCCAGAAGGAUCUGUUCGGGACUGUCCCUGAAGCCACCAAGUUGCUCCGGCUGGCGCUGACUUUACCUGUGACGGCGGCGUCCGCGGAAAGGUCAUUUUCUACUUUGAAAAGGAUCCAUACGUACAGUCGGAAUAGGACUGACCCAGGACGGCUUUCUUCCCUGGCAAUUAUCUCCAUUGAGGGAGAGAGACUUUCAAAACUCAAAGAAAAAGAGAAAAAGCAGGACUUUUACAACCAAGUCAUAGAGAUCUUCGUCCAGAAGGCAAGACGAAUGGACUUCAUUUACAAGUAAAGGAUCCCAGAAAUGAUCCACUUCAGACCAUGGGCAAGUCUGGAAUGUUAGGUGAAGCCAAUAAUGUACAUCAUCACACACAGCUUUACUGUGCUUACAGUCGACCAAUAAAUGAGGCGUUGAUUUUAUGUCGCCAUCAA